Petromyzon marinus (sea lamprey) is the source of this 1012-nucleotide messenger RNA. NCBI's taxonomy places the organism in Eukaryota, Metazoa, Chordata, Hyperoartia, Petromyzontiformes, Petromyzontidae. The record is from RefSeq and is a predicted model, not a curated record.
UUAUCUUUGUGCUCGUUAAGCUAUCGUUUGGGGCCAGGUCGCUUCUGCAAAAAAAGUAAAAAGAGCGAUACAUCGAGAGCGCAGUGGGCCUUAACCUGGUGAAGUAAACAUAUUUCAGCUUAGUAAGCGAGCGGCUCUUCCACGUACACCGCCAGCCUUUUCCUUUGCUGGUCGGACCCCAGCAAUAAGCACCCUCCGAUUAGCACGGUUUGGCUACGUACGGUGCGAAAGAAGUUCAACACACACACACAGGUAUACACACGUCGCAACAAUGUGCACGGGCAAAUGCACUAUAUGCGUGGGCAUCUCUCUCAUCCCGCUGGCCGUAGUUGCCAUCCUGGGCAACGCGCUCAUGUUCUUCCCGUACGGAGCCAUCAACCACAUUUCCAAGGAGGACCCCACCGCUCGCAUCACCGUCUAUGCACUCUACCUGGGAGGCAUUGGAGGCGGUGGAAUUCUGAUGUUGAUGUCGGUUCUCUUCUCCGUCGUGGGCCUGGUGGGGUCUGGCUAUUGCCUCGCUGUGAGCACCGUGGGGCUCAUUCAAGGGCCCAAAUGCAUCGUGAAUUCCACGUCGGAGGAAUGGGUUUAUCCAUUCGAGCAGCCCCUCCACAGCGUCAACCAGGCCAACGUGCAGAACGGGCCUGUCAAUGGAGAUGAUUUUGAAGAGCGCCGUAGCUACACGCGGCGGCUUCCCGAAUAUCGGCACGAGCGCUGUCCAGACGGCCCGCUGCAACUACCCUCCCCCCCUCCACCCUUUCUCUCCGUCCCCCGCCCCCACAACCCAUCGAGCAGAAGCAGCUACCUCUUCAACAAGACGUCGUGGUCCGUCUGCGUGGAGCCCCUGGGCGCCGUGACAUGGCACGUGGCCUUCUUCUCGAUCGUCGCGACCACGGGAGCAGUCGAGGCGCUGCUGUGCGCUGUUCAGUUCAUCAACGGCUUCCUGGGCGUGCUGUGCGGAACGUGUCGCAAGGAGAAGGCGGCGAAGAAUCAGCUACCGCUCACGCGAAUGUAA